This is a messenger RNA of Carya illinoinensis, 1679 nucleotides long. RefSeq names its product 26S proteasome non-ATPase regulatory subunit 13 homolog A. Lineage: Eukaryota; Viridiplantae; Streptophyta; Magnoliopsida; Fagales; Juglandaceae. The record is from RefSeq and is a predicted model, not a curated record. Bases 166 to 1329 code for a protein of 387 amino acids. The transcript is spliced from 6 exons. Gene Ontology annotation, biological process: ubiquitin-dependent protein catabolic process. Gene Ontology annotation, cellular component: proteasome regulatory particle, lid subcomplex; cytosol; nucleus. Gene Ontology annotation, molecular function: structural molecule activity.
UGCAGAAACGAACCUAAACAGCUGAUAAUACCAAAGGCGUUCCUGUACUUUCAUUCUUUCGGUAUCUUUUGUUCUUUUCUUUGAACUCAAGAAAAAGAAGCUUCUCUCUUAUAAAAACGAACCGCCUCUCUCUCUCUCUCUCUCUCUCUCUCUUUCUCUCCAGACAUGGCUGCGCCGCUGCAAUACCUGGAGUCGCUGCGCAACGCGCAUCCGGAGCUUGCCGACUGGUACGCCUCUCUCGCAGAUCUGUACCAGAGGAAGCUCUGGCACCAGCUUACGGCCAAGCUCGAGCAGUUCGUCGCCCUCGCCGUAUUCCAGGCCGGUGAUGCUCUGAUACAGUUAUAUCACAAUUUCAUCACCGACUUUGAAACUAAAAUCAAUCUUCUCAAGCUUGCGCACUUUGCUGUCAUAGUUUCUAGGCAGUAUGCAGAGAAAGAAGCUGCAAUUACCUAUCUUGAAGGGGUGAUUGAGAAACUUCGAGCCACCAGAGAGCAGCGUAUUGAAGAGCCAAUACUUUACAUCAACAUGCAAAUAGCCACAUUUAAACUCGAACAAGGGAACCAAAAAGAGUGCAAGAAACUUCUAGAAGAUGGAAAGAUUGCCCUUGACAGUAUGACCGACAUUGAUCCAUCUGUGUAUGCUAGCCAUUACUGGGUUUCAUCUCAGUACCAUAAAUGUCGUAAAGAAUUUGCCGAGUUCUAUAAAAGUGCUCUUCUUUAUUUGGCAUAUACAUCAGUGGAGUCUCUCUCAGAAUCAUUUAAACUGGAUUUGGCGUUCGAUUUGUCCCUUUCUGCACUUCUGGGCGAUAACAUUUACAACUUUGGAGAGCUCCUUGCCCAUCCUAUUAUUAAGAGUCUUCUGGGGACAAAGGUUGAGUGGCUCUAUUAUAUUAUGGAGGCAUUCAACUCUGGUGAUUUAGUUCGUUAUCAGGAACUAUGUCGGGUGCAUAAUGCUGCUCUGAGGGCUCAACCAGCAUUAGUCGAGAACGAGAAGAAGCUGUUGGAAAAGAUAAACAUUCUCUGCUUGAUGGAAAUUAUUUUCAGCCGAUCUUCUGAAGAUCGAACUAUACCUUUGAGUAUCAUUGCUGAGCGCACAAAAAUUUCUAUCGAGGAUGUAGAGCAUCUUCUUAUCAAGAGCCUGUCUGUUCAUCUAAUUGAAGGUAUAAUCGAUCAAGUUGAGGGAACCGUGCAUGUAUCCUGGGUGCAGCCAAGAGUUUUGGGGAUUCCACAGGUCCAAUCGUUGCGUGACCGUCUGGACAAUUGGUUGGAUAAAGUGCGCACAGCUUUGGUAUCCAUUGAGGCAGAAACACCCGAUCUUGUUGCAUCCUGAUUUUUGUUUACUGAUUAGCUCAUGCCCAUUGUAACAACUCCAUGACAUAAAUGGGGGAAAAUUGCAAAGGCGAACAAAAAGAGACAGAAACUCCUUAAGUCACAUGGUCAGUACCGCCAGUUGUAUGCUUCCUUUCUUUUGCCGAAUUAUUUUGAAUCAUUUUCCUGGAAGGAGCAGCCCCUAUUGUAUUUCACUUCAGGGUCAUGGGUUCUAUGGUGGCAUGCCUAGAGACAUGGUGCAUCAGAUGAGAACGAAUGGCUGUUCUUACGCUUUAGAGUGGUUAUCAGACAUCUUAUUUGGAAAUUUCUUCUUACAUACAAUCAGAUGUGAUCUUCUUCAUACUGUUUAAA